Alnus glutinosa is the source of this 653-nucleotide messenger RNA. RefSeq lists its product as uncharacterized. The record is from RefSeq and is a predicted model, not a curated record. The transcript has 2 exons. Gene Ontology annotation, biological process: microtubule-based process. The coding region runs from base 90 to 512 and encodes 140 amino acids. Gene Ontology annotation, cellular component: dynein complex. NCBI's taxonomy places the organism in Eukaryota, Viridiplantae, Streptophyta, Magnoliopsida, Fagales, Betulaceae. Gene Ontology annotation, molecular function: dynein intermediate chain binding; dynein light intermediate chain binding.
ACUCUCUCUCUCUCUGUCUCCGUGCUAAAGAGUCGUCUCACUCUCAAACCGGGUCUAUUUUCUCUUUGACAUCUCUCUAAUUCUCUCUCAUGGAGAACCCACGCCCGGAGGAAUUGAUCAGAGACAAGCAAGCGAGGCAAAAGCUCUCUCGCCUGAGUCUAGAAAGUCGUCCAACAGAGGAAGUGAAAUUAGCUGCCACCGCAAUCAGCCUCAACGUGCGGCUGAGACCGUCCGACAUGCCCCUCCACAUGCAAGACCUUGCCCUUCGCUACACCAGAUCGCUCCUCGACUCUUCCCUGAUCAAAUCACGUCCCAACCCCACCCACCUGGCUCGAGCUCUCAAAAAGGAAUUUGACUCGUUGUACGGACCGGCGUGGCACUGCGUGGUGGGGACGAGUUUCGGGUCGUUCGUGACUCACUCACCGGGUGCGUUCGUCUACUUCUCCAUUGACUCGUUCUCGGUUCUGCUUUUCAAGACAGAGGUUCAGUUGGUCACCGAACCAGGUGCCUAGAAUAUUACAAAAUUCCUACAGAAAUGGUACACACAAAAAUGAGAGCUUUUCGAUUUAUCGUCUCCCUAUAUGCCUACUAAAUUGUCUAUUGAGUUUGAUUUUUUUUUUCUUCUUCUUUUGAAAAAAUUGUUAUCCUCUUUU